CUUCUUGGAAACAUCCAUCUGGAGACUGUUUUCAUUUUAUCUAGAUUUGUGCAGAGAGAAACUUUCACACAACUCCAUCAAGAUUUGAUAUUGAUAAUGCAGGAAGACUGAUGGGGGCUGGAAUGGCUACAAUUGGGAUUGCUGGUCCUGGUGCUGGAGUUGGAAUUGUUUUUGGCAGCCUCAUGUUUUCUUAUGCUCGUAAUCCUACCCUUAAAAAUGCACUGUUUUCCUAUGCCAUCCUGGGAUUUGCGCUCACUGAGGCCAUGGGACUCUUUGCUAUUUUAAUGGCAUUCAUUAUUUUGUUCACAUAACAUUUACUCUUAUUGUUUCAUGUAUAGUUUGGAAAUGUGGUUUUGAUCACUACAUGUCAUACUACAAAUUUGUAGAAGAUUGAGGUAUGACAUGGAACAAAUACUAUUCACCUCUUUUGUUACUUUCACUCUUUAUUGGUGCUGAAAUAAAUGUACAUAAAACUUGA
Frankliniella occidentalis (western flower thrips) is the source of this 478-nucleotide messenger RNA. RefSeq lists its product as uncharacterized. Bases 111 to 311 code for a protein of 66 amino acids. NCBI's taxonomy places the organism in Eukaryota, Metazoa, Arthropoda, Insecta, Thysanoptera, Thripidae. Gene Ontology annotation, biological process: proton motive force-driven ATP synthesis; proton transmembrane transport. Gene Ontology annotation, molecular function: proton transmembrane transporter activity. The transcript has 2 exons. The record is from RefSeq and is a predicted model, not a curated record.